AUGGCGAGUGAUCGCAACGCCCAAAAUGUCAUCCGCAGGAAACUCGUCAUCAUUGGUGAUGGCGCUUGCGGCAAGACAAGUUUGUUGAGCGUGUUUACACUUGGUUUCUUUCCAACAAUACCAACCGUUUUUGAGAACUAUGUAACGGAUUGUCGGGUGGAUGGAAAGUCAGUCCAGCUGGCUCUAUGGGAUACAGCCGGGCAGGAGGACUAUGAACGGUUACGGCCGCUAGCGUACUCCAAAGCGCACGUCAUCCUGAUAGGCUUCUCGGUCGACACGCCAGAUUCACUGGAUAAUGUCAAGCACAAGUGGGUUGUUGAGGCACAAGAACGGUGUCCCGACGUACCGAUCAUACUCGUUGGCUUGAAGAAGGAUCUGCGGGACGACCCCGUGGCAAUAGAGGAGAUGCGGAAACGGUCACAGCGUUUCGUUUCUCCCACCGACGGCGAGCACGCGGCCAAGGAUAUUGGCGCCCGCAAGUAUCUCGAAUGUUCCAGUCUUAGUGGGGAGGGCGUCGACGACGUUUUUGAGGCGGCCACGAGAGCGUCGCUGCUCAUGUUCGAGAAGUCUGAAGGGAACGGGUGUUGUGUGAUAUUAUAA
This is a messenger RNA of Chaetomium globosum CBS 148.51, 600 nucleotides long. RefSeq lists its product as uncharacterized. Gene Ontology annotation, biological process: small GTPase-mediated signal transduction. Bases 1 to 600 code for a protein of 199 amino acids. The record is from RefSeq and is a predicted model, not a curated record. Lineage: Eukaryota; Fungi; Ascomycota; Sordariomycetes; Sordariales; Chaetomiaceae. The transcript has 4 exons. Gene Ontology annotation, molecular function: GTPase activity; GTP binding.